ACGAUGAAGGGAUCUGCGGAAACCACUACAGAAGAGAAAGAAAUCACAUUGGACUAUCUGUUUCAACUUACCAUGAAAAAGAAAUGGGAUGAAGUUGUCGAAGUCUACAGACAACAGUCAUGGGCUCAAAGCGCUAAGCUGACACACUCUGAGGAAACAGCUCUUCACGUAGCCGUCUCCAGUUACCAGACCGAAAGCAUCAGCCCGUACGAGAGCUUCAUCAAGGAAAUGAUCGACUGCAUACCUAAAGGGGACGUGUUCGACAUUUUGUCGAUCCAAAACGACAAAGGAAACACCCCUCUUCAUCUUGCAGCAGCAGUUGGAUGGGUAGCUAUCUGCGAAUGCAUAGCAGCCAAGGAUCGUAGGCUCGUCGGCAGUCGAAAUCUGAGAAACGAGACGCCAUUGUUCAUGGCAGCCCAUCAUGGGAAGCUCGAGGCUUUUCUCUGCCUGCAUGAGAUGUACACUAAGGAGCAAGAAGAAGUGGACGAUUCAUUGUGUAGGAGGAGUGAUGGGAAUACUAUUUUACACUCAGCUAUUGCAGGAGAAUACUUUAGAUUAGCUUACCAGAUAAUAAGCUAUUAUCCGAAGCUGAUGAAUUCGGUUAACGUGAAGGGAGAAUCCCCUCUCCAUGUUCUUGCCAAGAAGCCUAAUGUGUUCAAAAGCAGUAUCCAGCUGGGCCUCUAUGACUCUCUUAUUUAUCACUGUAUGUUCGUGGAUGAACUGAAGAGACAGAAAUACAAACCUGGAGCAGUCCACAACGGUUGUUCUCCCAGAAACAUCAACUACCCAGAGAACUACCUUACCUGUGCGAACAUCCUACACCUUGUCUGGAUUCCGAUUCACAAGACCAUCACAGCUCGUCUCAAAGACGAUACUACUGGCCGCCGGAAACAAGCUGGAAUAGACGUGGAAAACCAACAGAAAAGCGAAGCAGAAUUUGAGACAGCCCAACAUGUGGAGGAAGAGAGCAAGGAUAUCAAUUCUUUUCCAGCCAAUUAUGCCACAUGCAUUAUGCUUUUCAAGUUCGCAAUGAAGGUCAUCCUCACUGUUGUUGGAGUCGGCUUUGAUAGAGUGAAGAAGAUCAAAGAAAAGAAAGAACGACACGCCCAUGCAUUUCGGAUUAUGAAUCUAUUGAUCGAGUCAGAAUCAAGCUACAAGUACGACAGUGAUGGGCGACAACCUGUGCAAAAAUUGCAACCUCAGUAUUCAGGACGUAUCGCACUUCCCGACACCCCACCUUCAGAUGAUAAUCAUGAUUUAGAGUCUAGUACAGGAGCAAUUUCAUCAAAUGAAGGUCGAUUCAAGAAUGAGAAAGGAAAAGAUCAAAAUAAAUCAGUUGAAAAGGAGAGUCCAUUGUUACUAGCAGCGAAGAUGGGAAUUCCAGAAAUGGUGGAGAAAAUACUGAACACAUUUCCUGUAGCGAUUCAGGACAUUGAUUCCUGCGGGAAGAAUGUUUUGCUACUGACAGCUGAAAAUCGACACGCCAACGUUUUUGAUUAUUUACUGAAGAUAGAGCUUCCGGAGUACGUUUUUCAUCAAGUGGAUGAUGAAGGAAACAGUAUUCUCCAUCUUGCUGCAAAGCUGGGAGACCACCAGCCUUGGCAUAUUCCUGGUGCUGCUCUACAGAUGCAAUGGGAAAUUAAGUGGUACAAGUAUGUGAAGAGCUCUAUUCCACCACUAUGCUUUGCUCACAACAACAAGAAAGGCGAGACGCCUAGGAAGAUAUUCUCCAACACACACAAAAAACUUGUGAAAGAAGGCACCAAUUGGCUCAUCAAAACCUCAGAAUCUUGCUCAGUCGUUGCAGCACUCAUAGCCGGCGUUGCAUUUGCUACAUCAGCAACCGUCCCGGGUGGGCUAAAUCAAGACACCGGUUAUCCAAUUAUGGAAGGUCGCAGAGCUUUCGAUGUAUUCUCCAUAACUUCGCUCGUGGCUCUCUGCCUAUCCGUGACGGCCCUUGUUUUCUUUCUUGCAAUUAUCACUUCGCGUUGUCAAGAACACGAUUUCAAGACGAAUCUGCCUAGGAAGCUCUUGCUGGGGCUGACUUCUCUGUUUGCUUCCAUUGCUGCUAUGUUGGUGUCUUUCUGUGCAGGGCACACUUUUACUCUGAGGGAGAAGCUGAGACUAGCUGCGGUGCCCAUAUAUGCGAUUGCUUGCUUACCUGUGACAUUUUUUGCUGUUGCGCAGCUGCCAUUAUACUUUGAUCUUAUGUGGGCUGCCUGUAGAAAAGUGCCAUUACGCAGUUACAAGGUGUUCUAUCAGUAGCCAAUUUUUCCAUAUUUCUCAAAACAUGCAAUGCUAACUUAGUUGUUUUUCAGAUGAUUGUAAUCAAAGACAGACAUGGUAUGUCUA
Molecule: messenger RNA, 2352 nt
Organism: Sesamum indicum (sesame)
Lineage: Eukaryota; Viridiplantae; Streptophyta; Magnoliopsida; Lamiales; Pedaliaceae
Cellular component (GO): membrane
Molecular function (GO): protein binding
Source: RefSeq, a predicted model, not a curated record